Molecule: messenger RNA, 3256 nt
Organism: Chenopodium quinoa (quinoa)
Lineage: Eukaryota; Viridiplantae; Streptophyta; Magnoliopsida; Caryophyllales; Amaranthaceae
Exons: 4
Coding region: 441-2819 (792 amino acids)
Source: RefSeq, a predicted model, not a curated record
GGUUAAUGUUGUUAUAGAAAAUGCAAAAAUAUCAUUAAUACCCAUAUUUCAACUUUCCUCUCUUCUAGUCUUUUGUUAUUCAUCUAAGAUUGAUACUCAGGUCAUUUUCGAACAUUCCAGACAUAAAAACUCCAAAUUCAUGGCGGUCCUUGCAUUUUGAAUUGAACUACUCUACAGUGACGUUGCUGUAUUUUUGGUAGGACUUGCAAAAACAUAAGUUAUAUAGUCUUCAUCAGUGCUUGCUUCAGGUGUUGUGGUUUAGUGAUGAAAGUAUGUUUCAGAAGACUCAAGUGAAGCCAUCUGGUCUUGGUUGAUGGAAGCAAGAAUCUUUUCUUCGCUUUUGCAAUAAUUUAGCGUAGCUGAUUUGGAAGGGGUUCUCGUUUCAAGCACCUAGUAUAGCGAAACAUUGACAAGGAAAGGGAGAGGCAAGUCUGCAAAGGAUGGAGUGCAAUAAAGAUGAAGCCAUGAGGGCAAAAGAUAUUGCUGUCAGAAAGUUUACAGAGAAAGAUUUUGCUGGUGCAAAGAAGUUUGCACUGAAGGCUCAGACUUUGUAUCAGGGGCUUGAAGGCAUUGCACAGAUGAUAGCCACUCUUGACGUAUAUAUAACAUCUGAAGCUAGGAUUAAUGGAGAGAUGGAUCUGUAUGGCAUACUUGGUGUUACUCCAGUAGCUGAUGACGAGACUAUAAAAAAGCAUUACAGAAAGUUGGUACUUCAACUUCACCCUGAUAAAAAUAAGUUUGUUGGUGCUGAGGGUGCUUUUCAACUUGUGACAGAAGCUUUUAGUUUGUUAUCUGACAAAGCUAAGAGAUCUCUUUACAAUAGCCGGCGUAACGUCAAAUUAGCCCAGCAGAAGGUCCCUUCUCAGCCUGGUGUUUCAUCAGGGUUUGCAGGCAAUGGACAGUCCCAGCCCAGAUUUUCAAAUCAUUUUAAUGUUCCAGUGCCGCCAUUCAGUGCUGGAAGAACAGCUGAGCAAAAGGUUCCAACUCAGUUUGGACCCAGGAGAGCGGCUGAGCAAACUUUUGGGACCCAAUGCAGUAGUUCCUCCCAACAGAAGGUCCCUACUCAAAGUGGGAAUUCAGCAGUCCCACCUGAAGUUAAUGGUUUUUGUAAACAUCCCAGUUCCAGCUCUUCACGUGGAAAGGCAUCAAAGAAUAGCAGUAAAAAAUCUUCUCCAUCAAUUCAAUCAUUCUUUAAGAAAGGUGAUACAUUCUGGACUAUGUGCACUAGAUGCAAGAUGCAGUACGAGUAUAUGCGAGUUUAUCUCAAUCAGGUUCUGAAAUGCCCACAUUGUGAAGAGGGCUUUGCGGCUGUGGAAGUACCUCCACCUUCAAAUCUUUCUCCAAUUCGCCCUCAACAAUAUCGAAAGCCGCCUUUGAGCUCAAGACCUUCAGUGUCUGGGGCUAAUAAUUCAUCUGAUGCUGCAAGUGCUCGUUGGAGCCCUCUAUCUGGAACAACCACCUAUAAUAAUAAUAAUUCCUUUUCUCCAAACACCACAUCUGUUAGUGCUCAUACUGCUCAAGCCACAAGUGAUCAGCAGCUGGCGGCUGAAAAAUUGAGAAGAGAGUAUGGGGUGGCAAAGGCAGCUGGUAAACGGGAGAGGAGUAAUGAUCCUGGAUUUGUAUUAAGCGGAGAUGAUCUUCUAAAGAGGAUGAAGGAAAUGAAUGACCGUGUUAAGAAUUCUGUGGGUGGCAUUCCAAGUCAACCAGGGAUAGGAAUUAGGGAAACCGGAAAAGGAAUUUCUCUUGGCCAAAGCGUAGGCAACUCUGAAUCAGGAAGGUCAAAUUUUUUCACAGGAGCCAGUCCCAAGAUUAAUAAUGCCACCAGAGAAUUUUCAACCGCAGAAGUCAGAAAGAUGCUUUCUGAGAAAGCUCUUCUGGAGAUACGCAAGAAACUUAUGGAAUGGAAGUUAGAAGAAGAGGCCAUGGCUGCUGCCAAAGAGAAAGAGAAGGUGAAACAAAAGGAAAGACAGAAGUCAAAACUUGAAAAUGAUGUUGCCAUUCAAGAGCUGGGGAGUCGUUCAGGAUUUUCUUCUGCUGGUAAAGCAGUAAAAGAAGAUGUUGAGAUGGUCACAAUGACUGUGCCAGAUCCUGAUUUUCAUGUAUUUGAUUUGGACAGGUCAGAAAGUUGUUUCGGAGACAAUCAAGUGUGGGCUACAUAUGAUAGUGAUGAUGGAAUGCCCCGUUUCUAUGCUUUGAUUCACGAGGUCAUCUCUUUGGAUCCAUUCCAGGUGAGGCUUAGCUGGCUGAACUCCAAAAGCAGCGCUGAGUUUGGUCCCUUGGAAUGGGUAGGUCAUGGUUUUAUUAAGAGCUGUGGGGAUUUCUGGAUUGGUAGAAGAGUAAUAAACAAUUCACUAAACUCUUUCUCUCACAAAGUUGAGUGGUGUAAAGGGUCCCGUGGAGCUAUCCAGGUAUACCCACGAAGGGGGGAAAUUUGGGCUCUAUACAAGAACUGGUCUGCUGAUUGGAACAAAGAUACUCCAGAAAAUGUUGUACAUGCCUACGACAUGGUGGAAGUGCUCGAUGACUACAAUGAAGAGCAAGGUGUGCGUGUUGCCCCUCUUGUGAAAGCUGCUGGUUUCCUAACUGUCUUCAAUAAGCAGCCUGAACUAGGGGUAAGGCGGAUUCCAAGGGAGGAAAUGUUUAGAUUCUCUCAUCAGGUUCCUAGCCAUGUGCUCACAGGUGCAGAAGGCCCGAAUGCUCCAAAGGGUUAUGUAGAACUAGACCCUGCUGCAACACCGAUGGAAUAUCUUCAGGCUUCACCAGAUAUCAAGGAUCAUACAAUGGAAACAGGCUCUGGCUCAGGUUUAAGCGCUGAAUAGGUAGGCUUUAGCCCUCUUAGUUGAAUGAAGCAGCCAUUUCAAAUUAGCUAGCGUUUUGACAUGAAACCUUGGUUAGAAUUCGCAUCAAAGGAGCUGUCUUUUUGGUAACCUUUAGUUGUUUGGUUUGGGGGAAUAGGGGUAUAGGGUACACCGGCUAACUUUCUGGAUUUUGCUCAUGUCCACUGAGCAAAACCUUGAAGUAUGCUUUAUAGUUUUUCUUUAGAAAAUAUUGGUAAUUUAGAGAGGGGGGUGGUUUUAGUUGGUUAAUUAAUGUAGAACUAUAGAUGGAAUCUCUUUGCUAUAUCGGGUCUAGGAUAGUGAUUUUUUUUUUUUCCAAACCUGCAUGUUUGGAAUCUAAACUGUACAAAAUCUUGCUGUGAAUUUACGCAGGAUUGAUCUUUGGCCCUUGCAAUAUUUAUGAGUUCCAUUCGGGUUCA